CAAUCCUUAUAUAAUCCUUUUAGUACACACACAAAAUUCAAUCAACAUUUAUUACCUAAUUUUUUUUCUUACUACUACUAUUCUAUAAGUCAAAAAAAAAAAAUCUCCUUUUUACGUUUGAAAUUAAAACUUUGUUCUAUUUUUCUAUUUAAAUUCCUUUUUUUCUCCACCUAUAAUAAUUACUAUCAUUUUUUUCACUACCUAAUUUUUUCUUUUGCAACUUGUUAUUUUCUUUCCCAUAUAUAUGCAACACAGUUUUUUUUUUGGUGUAUAGCACAUGAACAAAGUUGAAAAUUGAAGUUUAAAGGAACCGUGGUACGGAGAAGGUCUAGAUUGUUUAAUCUUGAGCCGAGGGUCUAUCGGAAAUAGGGCCUCCGUGUCUCACCUCUGAGGUACUGGUAUGGACUGCGUACACUUACCCUCCCCAGACUCCGCUUCGCUUGGUGGGAGUGUAUUCGGUAUGUUGUUGUUGUUGUACCGUGGUAUGGAGAAGGGUAGAAUUAUUUUCAGCAGUCGAACUGGAGACUAUAUUGUUUGUUAUAGUUCUAUUGAAACGUUAUUCUGGUACCAUCACCUGGCUUUGGGGAUAAAGAAGUACAUGAGGCAACAUUUUCCGAAAGAUAUAAUCAUGUGUGAACCGGAACCUGAUGCUGCUCGUGGGGUUCUUAGUUUUCUUGAUGUGGACCAACUUUUUAGUUCCAACUAUUACGGUGACAGUAGACAGCAUGACAUUGAAAUCUGUCAUGAACAGUAUGUCAGAGAAAACCCCUAUCACCCAUCAUAUUGCAACGUUGAAAAUGAUGAGGUUAUUGCUCAUGCUCUACAAGAAGCAUGGUCAGAGUUGUCUAUUGCCGACGGUGCUCCAUCUUCACAUGCGGAUGAGCAGUACUUGCAAGCCUCCACUGGUGUACAACAUUGGCAUGGUCCACCUAGGGAGUACUAUGCUGGGCAUGACACCGGCCUCGAAGCUGAUGAUGUGGGGCCUUCAAGUUCUUGCUCUAGUCCUGGAGACAGAUCAUGCGACGGAGAAGAGUAUACUACAUUGGAAAUACAAGAUGAAUUUGAGAUUGAUGGAGAAGUAAAGAAGAGAAUAAACCAGCUGAGUGCUAUCCCGCAUGUUCCUAGAAUAAACGGAGACAUACCUUCAGUCGAUGAAGCAACUUCUGAUCACCAAAGGCUGCUAGAUAGAUUGCAAUUAUUUGACUUGGUGGAGCACAAAGUGCAAGGAGAUGGAAAUUGUCAGUUCCGUGCUUUAUCAGAUCAAUUCUAUCGUAGCCCAGAGCACCACAAAUUUGUCAGACAGCAAGUAGUCAGUCAGCUUAAAGAUCAUCCGGAGAUAUAUGAGGGGUAUGUCCCAAUGGCAUAUGAUGAAUACUUGAAGAGGAUGGCCAAGAACGGGGAAUGGGGCGAUCAUGUUACGUUGCAGGCUGCGGGUGACUCGUAUGGCGUGAAAAUUCUUGUUAUAACAUCAUUCAAAGACACAUGUUACAUUGAGAUUCUUCCGAAGAAUCAAAAGUCGAACAGAGUCAUAUACUUGAGUUUCUGGGCAGAGGUGCACUACAACUCAAUAUACCCGCAAGGAGACUUCCCAUGUGAUGAUUUUAAGAAGAAGAAGAAGAAGUGGAGUUUCAGCUGGCACAAACAUUAACAGUUCUUACACAGGGGCGGCUCAACCGUAAAGUCACUAAAGCAAUGACUUUAGGCUCGUGAAAAAUAAGGCUUUAAAAUUAUUCAGUGUUAUAGAUAUAAAUAUAGAUAAUAAUACAUUUAUUAUUAGUAUUAAUUGAGAUUUUUUUAAAUAAAUUGUUGUCAAUUAUUUACCAGUCAUUAUGCACAUACUUUCAAAAUUUUACUAUUUUAAAAAAAGAUAAUGGAUGUAACUAUGAUAUAAAGGUAAUUAAAUUUGCAGUUAAUUUUUAUUUUU
This is a messenger RNA of Capsicum annuum, 1924 nucleotides long. RefSeq names its product OVARIAN TUMOR DOMAIN-containing deubiquitinating enzyme 12. Gene Ontology annotation, biological process: protein deubiquitination. The record is from RefSeq and is a predicted model, not a curated record. Lineage: Eukaryota; Viridiplantae; Streptophyta; Magnoliopsida; Solanales; Solanaceae. Gene Ontology annotation, molecular function: cysteine-type deubiquitinase activity. Bases 401 to 1648 code for a protein of 415 amino acids. The transcript has 12 exons.